Molecule: messenger RNA, 1067 nt
Organism: Python bivittatus (Burmese python)
Lineage: Eukaryota; Metazoa; Chordata; Lepidosauria; Squamata; Pythonidae
Gene: KCNE1
Product: potassium voltage-gated channel subfamily E regulatory subunit 1
Biological process (GO): membrane repolarization during action potential; regulation of ventricular cardiac muscle cell membrane repolarization; ventricular cardiac muscle cell action potential
Cellular component (GO): voltage-gated potassium channel complex; membrane
Molecular function (GO): transmembrane transporter binding; delayed rectifier potassium channel activity; voltage-gated potassium channel activity involved in ventricular cardiac muscle cell action potential repolarization
Source: RefSeq, a predicted model, not a curated record
CCUCGGGCUUCUUUCUAGCCACUCUCAGAGCGUGAGCCUGAUUCACAGCAUCCAGGUUGCAGGCUCCCUCCUUCGCACAGCUUGCAUCUGUGGAAACAGCUGCAUCCUUCAAGACACCAUGGCAAUGCCAUCCAAUAACACAGCCUUAACCUUGAUCCUCUCAAAACUGCUAGAAGACUAUGUAGAGAAGACAAAGCAUCCCACGCCCGCGCCCUUCAUUGACACCAGUGACCACCUGGAAGUAGUAUUUAUACUUCUGCUGCUUGGAUUUUUUGGAUUCAUCACCUUUGGGGUCAUGAUUAGCUACAUCCGCUCCAAAAAGCUCGAACAUUCUAAUGACCCCUAUAAUAUCUACAUCGCCACUGAUCUUUGGCAGAAGAGGGAUAAAGCUAACUUCCAGGCCAAAGUGGUAGAAAAUUAUAAAUCAUGUUGUGUAUGGAAAAACCAGCAUGUUGUUGAACAACCUACUAAUCAUAUCCCUGAAAUGAAGGCUUAAUAACAAGAUGGUCACAAUGUUUUAGGGACAUUGUGCUGUCCCUUCAAAAGUACCAAAGAAACAGCAGUUGGACCAUAAAUUUCAAAAAGCAAAGGGAUAGUACCUCUGCUAUAGCCUUCCUUAAACUGGUGCCAUACAAAUGUGUUGAAUGACAUCUUCCAGCAAUUCCAGACCAAUAUGUGCUUACUGUUUAUAGGAAUUGUUAUUUGGAGAGCUCAACGUGAGACACCAUGUUGGGAAAGGCUGCAGUUCUACCCAAAAGAAUAAAUGUAGGAGGUAUCUGUAGGCUAUGAUCUAUCCCAGGAUAGUUUUUCCCCCUCAAAAAUCUGGGUGUACUGUGAACAGAACCUUGUUCUAGACUCCAUUCUUAACAACAAAACAACAAGCACAACAAUGUUGCCUCAGUCUCGCAUUUUGCAGGUAUCUCCAUCUCACCAAUCGAAAACAUUCAUAAGAGAUGGAGGAAGACCAAGCCAGUUUAGUAUAAACUUAGUCACAUAAUUUCUUUGUGUAUAAUAUACCGUAUUUUUCCAUCAAUAAGACCCCCCCCCAUGUACAAGAUGACCCCCAC